This is a messenger RNA of Medicago truncatula (barrel medic), 2514 nucleotides long. RefSeq names its product BTB/POZ domain-containing protein At5g66560. Bases 314 to 2299 code for a protein of 661 amino acids. The transcript is spliced from 4 exons. Gene Ontology annotation, molecular function: protein binding. Lineage: Eukaryota; Viridiplantae; Streptophyta; Magnoliopsida; Fabales; Fabaceae. The record is from RefSeq and is a predicted model, not a curated record.
UCCAUAAAACCUCAACAUAAAGCACAAACAAACAAUUUCUUUCAUUCCUCUCUUUUAUCUCCUUUUUCCAAUUGGUAUUCCACUAUCUAGAACAAGUCAAGUCUACUUCACCUCUCUUCAAAACUAUCACAAUUCUGUGUACACCCCACCACACACACACUUAUACCCUUCCAAUAUCUCACAGCCACAAUAUUUUCAGUGUCUCCAGUUCUAACUGAAUUUUUUACCAUCUUAGUGAUACUCAUGGAUCUGACUUUCCAGUAACCUAAUUUCAUAUUCCUAAACAAAGAAUCAUAUAUUCUUACAUAUCAAAAUGUCAUCUGCAGAAAAGCCCAGCUCUAAAGGGCAAGCAUGGUUUUGUACAACUGGAUUACCAAGUGACAUUGUUGUUGAAGUAGAUGAUAUGACCUUUCAUCUUCACAAGUUUCCACUUAUGUCAAAAAGUAGAAAGCUUCACAACCUAAUAACCCAACAAGAAGAAGCAGAAGCAAUAACACAUUCCACAGUCCCAGAAGAAGAAGAAGAUGAAGACGAAAUCGUCGAAGAACAAUGUCAUGUAACAUUCACCGAUUUCCCCGGUGGCUCUGAGGCGUUUGAGAUGGCGGCUAAAUUCUGCUAUGGUGUUAAAAUGGAACUGUCACCUUCCAAUGUAGCUUCACUCCGUUGCGCCGGUGAGUUUCUUGAGAUGACUGAAGAGUAUUCCGAGGAUAAUCUCAUUUCCAAAACAGACAAGUUUCUCUCUCAAAACGUUCUCAAAAGCCUUGGAAAUUCAAUCAAAACGCUAAAGUCAUGUGAAAAGUUGUUUCCUAUGGCGGAAGAUUUAGGAAUUACUGAGAGAUGUAUUGAGUCUGUAAUCUCCAGAGCUUCAUCGGCGGAUCCUGCGUUGUUCGGUUGGCCGGUGAGUGAAGCCGCCGCAUCUGCAUCUAAACAGAUUCUUUGGAAUGGAAUUGAUGCUGCAGGAAGAAGAAAUGGCGCCGGCGCCGGAGACUCUUGGUUUGAAGAUCUGGCGCUUCUCCGUGUACCUCUAUUCAAACGAUUGAUUCUUGCGAUGAAAGACGCAGAGCUGAAUCCUGAAAUUAUUGAAACUUGUGUAAUGUAUUACGCUAAGAAGUACAUUCCUGGCGUUUCGAGAUCGAGUCGAAAACCAUUACCGUCGUCUUCCUCCGUUUCAUCAGAAGCAGAACAGAAAGAGAUACUAGAAACAGUUGUUAUGAAUCUUCCACCGGAAAAGAAUCUGAAUUCGUCAACAGCAACAAGGUUUCUAUUUGGAUUGUUACGAACUGCGAAUAUACUAAACGCUUCAGAAUCAUGUAGAAACGCUUUGGAGAAGAAAAUAGGGUUACAGCUUGAAGAAGCAACACUCGAUGAUCUUCUUGUACCAAGUUAUUCGUAUCUGAACGAAACGCUUUAUGAUGUUGAUUGUGUAGAGAGGAUUUUAUCUCACUUUCUGAAUAGCUUUGAAGCAAGAAACUCCACUGCCGGUGUAGUGACGGUUGCAGAAGUAAUCGAAGAAGGAGAAGCUGCUGAAUCGAGAUCUCCGGCGAUGAUGCUCGUCGGAAAACUCAUUGAUGGUUAUCUCUCCGAAAUAGCUUCAGAUGCGAAUCUGAAGCCGGAGAGAUUUUACAAUUUCGCAAUUUCUCUUCCGGAUCAAGCUAGACUCUUCGACGACGGUUUAUACCGCGCCGUCGAUGUCUAUCUCAAGGCACAUCCAUGGGUUUCAGAAGCGGAGAGGGAGAAGAUAUGUGGAUUAUUGGAUUGUCAGAAGCUAACAUUAGAAGCCUGCACACACGCGGCACAAAAUGAAAGGCUUCCACUACGCGCUGUGGUUCAAGUACUUUUCUUCGAACAGCUUCAACUCCGCCAUGCCAUCGCUGAGACAUUGAUCUCAGCGGAGACGGGUGCGGAGAUAAGCCGUCAUUCGGCUACACUGGAAGGUGUAGAGGAAGGAAAUGGGGAAGUGUUAAGGUUAGGGUUAGGGUUAGAGUCAGAGCACGUGCAGCAGGAAGGGAACAGCACGUGGCGUGUCGCGGUGAGGGAGAAUCAAGUGUUACGCCUGGAUAUGGAUAGCAUGAGGACUCGGGUGCAUCAACUCGAACGGGAAUGUUCUUCAAUGAAGAGAGUAAUUGAAAAGAUUGAAAAACCUACUGCCGCGAACGGCGGUGGAUGGAGGACAUCGUUGGGAAAGAAGCUUGGUUGUAAGUUUAAAACUCAGGUUUGUGAUUCCCAUCAAUCAGCGGUUGUUGAUAUGCGCAAGGGAAAGCAUCGUAGCUCGCAGCAGCAUCAUGCUCAUCAUGAAUGAAUAGGCACCACGCUGAUUUUCCCUCACGUGGUGAUGAUCAUUGUAGUUGGUAGAGUAAAGUUGAUACGGGUCCCAUUUGUAAUUGUUCUUUUUUUUUUCUUCCUUUUAAUCUUCCAUAAAAUUUUAGUUUAUCUCUAUAACAAUUUUACUUUAUCAAAAUUAGAUUGAAUAGAUCAAUAUCACUUUGAUGAAAUGAUAAGCUUUUUUUUAAAUUA